Messenger RNA from Cryptomeria japonica (Japanese cedar), 15070 nucleotides. RefSeq lists its product as uncharacterized. The record is from RefSeq and is a predicted model, not a curated record. The coding region runs from base 2600 to 3937 and encodes 445 amino acids. The transcript has 2 exons. NCBI's taxonomy places the organism in Eukaryota, Viridiplantae, Streptophyta, Pinopsida, Cupressales, Cupressaceae.
AUGUCACUUUAUUAAACAAAGUUUUCCAACAUUCAAGUCGGCCUUAUCUUCUAGAAAGUUCGUGGAGGUCUUUAUAAGGAGGCUUGCUGGGAGUUGUGAAGCAUGCUUAUGGAUUGGAUAAACAGUUUAUGAUUUCUGGAGAUGAAAACCUUCAGGAGUUGGAGAGAAGGGCUGGAUGAAACCCUAGUUCUUCCAAAGGGGUGGAUUCGUGAUGGUGUCUACAUUUGAGCCAAAUUUGUGAAGUCUCCUUUGGAGACAAGUUUGCAGAUAAGUUCUAUCAUCAGAUUCCUAUAAGAUAGUAUUUGUGCGGCUGGUUUAUAUUCUGAAUUGGGAUAACGGGAAUAUUAUAUUCUAAGUGUUGUAGUUCAUACUCAGUGACCUUUGGGGGUUUAUGAUUUUGCCGAAAUAAUAAAGGGAGUCGAUAAUAUUCUUUGUGGUGAAUUCUACAUAUAUAUUUCAUUUUGAGGAUGGAUACUAUGAAAUCGUGGUUGGGGUCUAUUGUUUACAAUCUGCGGAAUAAUUGAAUCGAAUAAUGUUGUGUGACGGUGGGCUGAUUAACCCGACUCCUCAUUUGGCUUUCUUUUAAUAUCCGUGUGAGAAUAUAGGAGCAAGUAUUAUAUCAUCGAUAUUCUGGAGUUAUUGAUGAACGGAGGCACUUAUAUUGGUUAAUCAAUCUUAUAUUUAUUGGGCUAACCUGUGCAAAGCCUGGCACGGAAGUAUUUGCAUGUAAACAGAGAACAGUUGCAACGGUGUGUAGGAGUUCCAGACAUAGCAAGAGCAGACAGCGAUACAGAUCAUUGUCUCUACCGUAAGUGGCACUGAGAAGUACUGGAGCUUGUAAUAAAUUGGUAACCCAAGACUUGAUAUAUUUUGGAGCUUAGAUGAAUGCGUAGGAACUUCCAAUGCUAGCAUUCAGCCUUCUAUAUCUUGUAUCGACCUCUUGCCUGUCCUACCCAUCAAAUAAAGGGUCAGAGAUUUUUUGUAAUAGCUAUGUAUCUGUCAAAUAGUCUUAUUAAGCUAAGCAUCAAUAUUUUGGUUCUGUUAUUAUUUCUCUACAAGUUCUGAAUGACAUAUAUGUAAAUCUGAAGCAAACAUCUAAUAUGUUAAAGUGGUUCAGAAUGGAAUGCAUUCAUCUGUGACUUUUUGUGGGAGUUUUGCUAGAAUUUGUGUUUAGGGAUAUUACAGUGGUAUCGGAGCUGUGCAUCCUGCUAGCCUAGGGGUGAUAGUCAAAGAUGGAUAAGAUUAUUGAUGGUUUGGAAUAUUGUGUUAAGAUGAUGGAAAAAUUUGUGCAAACUAGAGAAACGGGACUCGCCCGGACUCGCCUAAACUCGGCGAGUCCGAGUCCGAGUCAUGCUCGCCGAGUCUCUGGGGCUCGGUCUCGGAUUUGUCCGAGUUUGGCGAGCAAACUCGCCAGACUCGCCGAGUUGGCGAGUUUGGCUCAAACUCGCCAAACUCAGCGAGUCCCAAGCCUCAAACUCGGCUACUCGCUGGGUUACUAAAAUGACAAAAAAAAUACAUUUUAAAAAGUUUUUUUUAAAUGAAUGGUAUCGUCUUUGUUCACUACAACCUUCGCCUGAGAAUGAGAAAAAUUAGGGUUACAACAUGUUAGCCAAUAGAAAAAUAACACCCAACACCUUUAUUAAAUAAUAAGUUUUUUUGGCCUCGCGGGGCGCUGCCCCUCGACCCCGCCCUGUAUGCCCCUUGACCCCACAAGGGGCGAUGCCCCUUGACCCCACCUUGGGGGCGCUGCCCCCAAAUCCCCGUCAAAAAAUAUGGGGGGAAACUGCGUCAAUAGAAGUAGGGAAAAUUUAAGCUCCGAGUUUGACACUGAUUGGAUCGACCAGGUAUGUAUAGAGGUUGAGGCUGUAGCCAUGGCAGAGGAGGAGCGGAGAGCACGAGCAUAGACAGGAGAUUUAGAGGCAGAUAGUGACACGGAUGUUCCUGAUGUUGGUGAGCAUGGCAUGGUGUCACGGGGAGCGGCUAUGGCUGUCGAAUAAUCCAGGACCUACCUUAGACGCCUUCGCAGGGGGCCGGGGCCAGAGGGUGCAGGCUCCUCUAAGCCAUAGGCUUGUACUUGUAUUUACCUUUGGUAUUUGUAUGAAACAUUUGAUGAUGAUCAUAUGAUGACAUGGAUUUUUUAUUCCAUGAGUUUUGUAAUAUUGUAUACAUUUGACAAUAUUUAUAUAUCUAUGUUUGUUAUUUCCUUCAGCUACAAUUAUCUUUAAAAAUCUCUAAAUUUCUUGAGUUUUUCACUUUCCCGAGUCCAGCCGAGUUUGGAGCCGAGUCUGACGCCGAGUCCCGAGUCCGAGUCUGAGUCGGCCUUGUCGAGUCCGAGCCGAGUCCGAGUCCCGUUUCUUUGGUGCAAACCAAUCGGAAAUAUCAACAUAACAUAAUCAAAAUGUUGCAACAUCCGAACAUGAGAUGCUAUAUGGAAGAGGAUUUGCUUCCAUGAAAUUCACAGUCGACAAAUUAUCAAGGGGAAAAGCCAGAAUCAAAACAAAAAGAAGUUGCUAAGGACAUUAAUGAGCAUGAGUUCAAGAAUUUCAAAGAACAGUCAAAGACAGAGCAAAGUAUUGAUGAAGUCUUGCUGGACCAGACCAUGCUUAUUAAGCAUGAAGAUGCCAAGAUAGAAAUAAAUGUUCCAAUCCAAGUACCAUACACUAAUCUGUCAAAAGGAGAGCCAUUGCAGCAAGUGAUUAAUUUUCAGAAUUGUUAUGUUGAGGAUGAUGCUUUAGUUGAUCCUAAUAAUAAGAUUAGGAGUCACAGUAAUGAUUGUGUGGGACUGAAUAUUCCAAAAGCAUCUAAUUCUAAAGGAGGUAAGAACUCUCAUUACUUCUGUUCAACUCAUGAAACUAAUAGCAGAUAUGUAUGUCAGUUUUGCUAUCAUGAAAAGCAUUUAUUCAAUAUGGAAGGGUGUAUAUUUUUUGUUAUCCAAAUCUGCCAGUAUAUUUCAGUUUGGGAUCCAGGAGAUCAUUUAUCAUGGAUAAGGAGUAUUCAAAAGCAUGAUUUUGGACCCUCAACUCUUGCAACAUUAACAGAAGGCUUAGCAUAUGGUUUCGGUGGAGAAAAGGACAUUAUCAUGACCACUGUUAGAACCAACAAAAUUGGUUUCCUUUCAAAUUGGAGUGAUGCAAAUACUGUUUUAAUGUAUGAACCAUUCUGUUUGGGGACUGGCUCCAUGCUUGUUAAAACUGACUCCGUGUGGAAGGAGUUGGCAAAGAAUGCAAUUGAGAGAAAGUACUUUUUAGAUCCAAAUGUAGACAGCAAAAUGGUGGAAGUAAUAAGAAAUGUGGUGGACCAGCUUAAUGAUCUAUCAAAUAAGGAUUCCAUCUUGCUCAACAACACAGUUUGGAAGAUUACAUACAUUAAUGAGUUUAAAAAACUAUUUACCAGGCUGAAAAAUUUAUAUGUACAGAAGCACACAAUCAACACAUUAUGGAGAUUGGUUAAUGAUAGGCAAUGGGCUAGGAAACAUGCUGGUCCUGCUGAGCAAAGCCUUAUAAAUGAACAUGCGAUCUUGGAAUUACACUUAGCAGAAAUUGGACAAGGAAUGCAGGUAUCUCAAGUAUUGAAAAUAUGGAAUGUUCUUACCCUUAAAGAACUUCAUGGCCUUGGACAAGGCUUAGAAAAUGUUAUCGCAACAUAUACUCUAGGGAAUGUUGAGCAGUGCAAGGUAAAGUGUUUGGGCAGCAAUGGAAGAAGAGUGCCACCAAUGCAAUGGAAGGAUGAUCCUGAGUUUUGGUAUAAAUGUAUACAAAAAUCUGAAAUGCUUGAGACUCCACUUUUGGAAGCUUAUGAACAGAAAACCAUUUCAUUGGAGCUAGCCAGAGUCAAAGAAAAUUUAUUGUUAAUGGAGUUCUAUUCUUUGAUUUGGGGCAUUACAGAUCAAUUGCUAACAGCGACAGAAGGGUCAGACAUUGUUUUCCAGUUAAGGUAAAUAAGGAAAUUGAUGCAAGGAUGGUGGAAAUCAAGCAAGUAAUGGAGGAUCUUUAUGGAGAAGAGGAUUUAGUUUGCAACCAUUUUCAGUUGGAUAAUUCUUUUGGACCAGCGUUUGUUGGGGAAAAACCUCUUAGUGAAGAAGUUGCAAUGAAGGCUCAAACUAUGAUUAAAGGAGAAAAGAUUGUUUGUACUCCUUGUGGGCCAACAACAGAUGAUAGUGGUGCAGUUGGGAAAAAAAUUAUUCUUGACUCAGAAUGGAAUUCACCUCCUUGUGUUUUGACAUCUCAUCUUGGAGAGGAUGAUUUCUUGUUUGGACAUGAUGCUGCCCUAAAUUCAGAAAAUCCUGAUUUACAAUUGUUGACAACAUUAUUCAAUUGGAACAGUUGACAACGUUGAGGUUUAUGAUUUUUGGUGUGGUACACACUCUGGGACAACAAAAAUCAAUGGCACACCUAUGAACAUGACAGCCAAGAGGAUGGAGGCUCAGAUCAAGCUUGAAGCAUGUGAUUUUCACUUAGAGAUAUCUCUUGGAGUGGCGCUUGAUGAAGAACCUUCAACAAAGAAGGAAGGAUUAUUAGAGGCCCUAGAGGACACUAGAAAAAGGUAUGACUGCCAUUCUGAUUUUUCGCUUGGCAACAAUAGUCCCUCACCUUGGCAUAAUCAUGAGAUAGCAGCCACUUCACAUGAGGAUGACGAUAUUAAGGAGUCUCCCAAUGCGGGCACUCCAAUUUUGUGUGAGGAAUGUAUUAAAGAUUCAAGCCACGAAGGUUCUGACUUUGCACAUCAUACCUUGGAGGAUGUUAAGAAGUCACAAAGUAUGUGUGAUCAAUGGCUACAAAGAGAUAGGAAGGCCAAGUUGUUGACUGCCCAAGAUUGACAGCACUUACAAGAGGAUCAUUCAGAUUUGUGUGGACAUGGGAAGUGGUAUGGUUCAGAAAAUUUAAUUUUAAUGCAUCAUGAAGUUAAUGAGUUUCUUCUUUUAGAGAAUCCAUUGAAAGCUCAAAUCACAGAGGAAGAUGGAAUGGUUGAGCACACACUUGGGUAGAUUAGCCACUAGUGUUAUAUCUACUUGUGUAGAGGGAGGCUUAAGUGUCUUGAUUGGAUCUUUGAUCAUUUGUGGAGAGUCUGAAGAGUUCUCUCCUAGAGGCUUCCAUGAUAGAGCUUGCUUUGUUUGGACUUUCUUAUAAAGGAGUGAACAUGGAUGGGAGCAUUAGUGAUUCAACUUUGCUUAAUCAUUUAGACACUCUUGGAGAAGCUGUUGCUAAUCUUCUACCUCACGAUACAUUAUUGGAGUGUGAAGUUGCUCAAUUUUCAGAAUACGAAGUACGCAUAAUCAAUGUUCUUCUUAUUGUGUGGCGUUUACUUGGAGCGGAUAAGCCUCAGCUGAGCUUUGAUACAUGGUAAGAUGGCACCGCAAAGAUUUCAGGGAUAGCAUCUAAUUGGAAGAGUUGGAAAGGAUUGUAUCAUCUUUUUCAUAUUGGAGUUGGCUUAUUGAUAAACUCCUAUCUUCUAUUGUCAUUGGAGGUACUUAUUACUUCACUUGGUGUGAAAUUCUUAGGCGAAUAGAUGCUGUCCUCAUUUACAACAACAUAUGGUACAUUAUCACGGCUGAUUAUGCACUUAGGAUGAUCAUUGUUCUCAUCCUCUGGAACUCAUACAAACUUGGAUGGACAUUGGGUGUUGGUGACAUGAUAAGAGGCUUCUACCCGUCCACUUUUUGUUGGCAUGAGAGUGUGAUGAUUUGGGAUCCCUUAAUCAGCUUGGUAAUCGGAAUGCUUCAAGAUAACAGAGUUACAAAUUCCAGUACUACUGGUUGCGUCAGAAUAGAGCAGCAGAGUGAUGUAAUAUUUUUCAUAUGGCUAGUUUGGGAUCCUGGUGGUGCAUUAGAGAAUUGCUUGAGGACAAGCAAUGUUUGGGCCGGGAGGACUGUAAUGUCCCCAAUUUUUAAGGUGACAUUUAAUUAAAUUGAUUUUUAUUAAGUUAUCAAAAUAUCAAAAUAUAAAUGAAAUAUUCAUAUGACGACUUAAUAUUAAUUAAUUUAAUUAGAUAACAAUAAAAUAAUAAAAUAUUAUUAUAAUGUCACUUUAUUAAAUAAAGUUUUCCAAUGUUCAACUCGGCCUUAUCUUCUAGAAAGUUCCUGGAGGUCUUUAUAAGGAGGCUUUCUGGGAGUUGUGAAGCAUGCUUAUGGAUUGGACAAACGGUUUAUGAUUUCUGGAGACAAAAACCGUCAGGAGUUGGAGAGAAGGGCUGGACGAAACCCUAGUUCUUCCAAAGGGGUGGAUUUGUGACGGAGUCUACAUUUGAGCCAAAUUUGUGAAGUCUCCUUUGUAGACAAAUUUGCAGAUAAGUUCUAUCAUCAGAUUCAUAUAAGAUAGUAUUUGUUCGGUUGGUUUAUAUUCUGAAUUGGGAUAACAGGAAUAUUAUAUUCUAAGUGUUGUAGUUCAUAUUCAGUGACCUUUGGGGGUUUAUUAUUUUGCCGAAAUAUUAAAGGGAGUCGAUAAUAUUCUUUAUGGUGAAUUCUACAUAUAUAUUUCAUAUUGAGGAUGGAUACUAUGAAAUCGUGUUUGGGGUCUAAUGUUGACAAUCUGCGGAAUAAUUGAAUCGAAUAAUGUUGUGUGAUGGUGGGCUGAUUAACCUGACUCCUCAUUUGGCUUUCUUUUAAUAUCCGUGUGAGAAUAUAGGAGCAGGUAUUAUAUCAUCGAUAUUCUGGAGUUAUUGAUGAACGGAAGCACUUAUAUUGGUUAAUCAAUCUUAUAUUUAUUGGGCUAACCUGUGCAAAGCCUGGCACGGAAGUAUUUGCAUGUAAACGGGGAACAGUUGCAACGGUGUGUAGGAGUUCCAGACAUAGCAAGAGCAGACAGCGAUACAGAUCAUUGUCUCUACCAUAAGUGGCACUGAGGAGUACUGGAGCCUGUAAUAAAUUGGGAACCCAAGACUUGAUAUCUUUUGGAGCUUAGAUGAAUGUGUAGUGACUUCCAAUGCUAGCAUUCAGCCUUCUAUAUCUUGUACCGACCUCUUGCCUGUCCUACCCAUCAAAUAAAGGGUUAGAGAUUUUUUUGUAAUAGCUAUGUAUCUAUCAAAUACUCUUAUUCAGCUAAGCAUCAAUAUUUUGGUUCUGUUAUUAUUUCUCUACAAGUUCGGAAUGACAUAUAUGUAAAUCUGAAGCAAACAUCUAAUAUGUUAAAGUGGUUCAGAAUGGAAUGCAUUCAUCUGUGACUUUUUGUGGGAGUUUUGCUAGAAUUCGUGUUUAGGGAUAUUACAUAUUAUUAAUUUUUACAUAAUCUAUAUCAUUACUAUGAAUCUGAAUCAUGAUAUAUUUAUCGCUGUUAUACUACAGUUGUUGCUGUCACUGCUGUCAUGAUUAAAUUGAUUGUUGUUAUAGUGCUGUCAUGAUAUAUUUAUUGCGCUGUUAUGAUGCUGUCAUGAUAUAUUUAUUGCGCUGUUAUAAUGCUGUCAUGUUAUAUUUAACAGUCUUUUUUAAAUGUUAUGAACCGUUUUUUUCAAAACAUUAUUUAAAAAUUGCUUUUCAACAGGGAAUGCUUGGCCGUCCCCGGGAUGGUCAAGGGACGUCUGAGACAUCCUUGGCUGUCUUGGGGAAGGUCAGGCGCUCCCAAUAUUGGGGAUCCAUUUCUGCAUUUUCUCAGUUGGCAGGGUUGGCUAGGGGAUGCCCCCUCAAGUCCCUCCAUCCUCGAAAUGACUCAGGCGACGGGGACAAUGGUUUGAGGGGUGGGGCUUUGUCCCCGUGUACCAGAGGAUGGAAUAGAAAGUAUAAGUUGUGCAAUCCUAUGAUUCAGUGCUGAUUAAGCCUAAAGGUAAUGCAACAAGGUAGUAUUCACUAUUCAUUGAAGGGCAGAUAAAAUUCAAACAAAUCAUAGGGUAUGAUACUUUAGGGGGGACAUGGUGUUAAUGUUGAGAACACAGAGCAGUUGGGCUUCAAGAUGCUUUGAGAACUCUAUAAAGAAUAGGUGGCUGAGUGAGAUGUGAAAGCAGAACCUGUGAGGGAAGCAACAUCCAAAUGACCAUUUGACAAGAAGGCUUCUGAUAUGAAAAAUUCUGAAAAUGGUGAGGUGAUACAGGGAAGACAAUGAAAAGGAAGAGGGGUGGCAGCUAUCUUACAGUUGUUUUGUAGCUAAUCUUAACUAGAGAAUGCUUUUAAUCAAUUAAUACAUUAUUGCAGUUUUAUGUAAAAAGGAUAGUAAAGUAUGGAAAGAGACUUUUGUCUGGAUGUAUUUUAACACAUAUGAAAAGUACAAAUAUUUUACAUGGAUAAAUCCUUUGGGAUAUAAAACACUGGAAAAAUUGUGGAACCUUAUUUAUUCACUCUGGAAUAGUCUAUGAUAGGAGUUGCAGAAGUAUCAGUUCCUUUUGGAACAAUUAUUUUGUGAUUCCUCAUUUGUGGAAAAUGCAAUUGGUUUCCCUUUUUACGAUUCCUCUCCUUUGAAAAUGGUCUUUGAGGAUGUGUAGUGAAAUUUUUAUCACUUUGAAAUGAAUGCUUGAUUUUGUGAGUUCCAGGUUCUUUCUACCUUUGGCUUUUUCCGAACAGAAAAGUAUCUAAUUUUGAAUAAAUGCUUGCUAAAGAUAAAAGCUGAAUAUUUUACUAUUAUGCUAUUGUAAUGUUUAACUUUAUGAUUGCUUAUGUAAGCUUUGAAGAGGUAGUACCUCUGAUUAAAAUAUGGGGCAGAAAAUAAAAGAAAGCUAAAGCCCCAUAUAUUUAUUAAAUUAUAAGGGAGGCAUGGGCUUCGCAAAACUAAAAUAGAAUAAAGUUAAAAAUGAUGAGGUAUUCGCAUGAGAAAUUGAAAAGCUGUAAAGAAUACUAUUCAUUAAGAAAGGAAAUGAAACAUUUCUUUGUGGAUAAAAAGGCAAAGUCAAUAAAUAAAAUCUUUAGACUGUUGUGGGGCCUGUAUGCCUUUUAUUCCAGAAACUAGAGUUUUGUGAGCUUUUAUGGGACUUUGAUAAGGAAGAUGACCAUGAUAGGUUUUGAAAACUCUUUCAGCCACCCAGAUUUGUUUGAACUGUGUAUAGUAAAUAAAUAAGCAAAUCAUCUGAGCUUUGCAAGAGGUUGCUGCCAUUGUAAUAUUUCUUGCUUAGGUAGCUGUUUUAUCUUUGUAUUCUACAUGUUUUUGACCUUUAGAGAGCUGUGUUACCGUGUAUUUUCAGAAUCUUCCAAAAAAAGAUUAUGUAGUUUUUUCAUUCCACCCUCAAUUUUGAGUUUUAUAUGGAUGGUUACCCUUAUCAGAGCAUUAAAUUUCCUGCCUCUGGCAUUGGUUAUUUACUAUGUCUAUUUUGUUCUUGAAUGUUUAGAUUUAUAGCUAGUUUGUGCAUAUCUUGUUCAUUUUGAAGUAACCACAGACUCUUUUGACACAGUCCUUUUAUUUUUGUGUUUGCUAUUUUUACUGCCUCAUCCUUUUCACUUAAGCAUUGUAGAUAGUGUUAGAACAAGGGAGCUUGCCCAAAUAUGGAGGUUUUCUUUGAGAUUGAAACACUUGAGCUUUCCAUUUGUACACCUUGAUUGCGGGUGCACUUUGAAUCAAACAAUAGGAAGUAUCACAAUUUGUAGGGAUGCUGGGUGGGAUAAGUCUGCAAUUUUUUUUAAGAAAUUGCAUGGGUUCCUCAUUGAUAAGAACUUUAUAUUAUGAUCUGGUGAUUCUUGGGAAUCGGCUCAUCAAAGAGCUAUAGAUGCAUUUUCACCUUGUGACUCUAAAUUUGUAAAUAUCACUUGGUAAAUAGAAACCAAUUGCCUAUGAGACAAAUCCUAACUAGAUAUGCUAUAAAACGAAAUGAAGGCUCCUCUAGAUAUAAACAAAGAGAGGGAGGUCAAAUGUUGUUUUGGGAAUCCAAUCCUUUAACCGGUAGCUCAUUCUUUGCUUCUGUAGUUGGCUCUUCUCCAUUCCCUGUCUUGACUAAUCCUAUAAAAAGAAUGGCUGCUAGAAGACAAUAACCCUUUGAUGCAUGGGAUUGUUGGAGUCCAUUAAAUUUAUUGCAAUGGAAUGAUAUCUCUGCUUUCCCCUUGAAGCUGUUUACCUACAGUAGUGGAGAUGGUUCCACAACCCCUCUAGACCACAAACAGGAUAUAGCAAAUAUCUGUGCAUUGCAUCAUGUUACAGCCUCUGAUAUGAUCCUCAGAUUUCCUGCAGCUUCUUUCAAGGGUGAAGACCCUUGAUUGGUUCAGACGUUUGGCACCAACAUAAAUUUCUACUUGGGAUGGGUUGGGGGUUUGUUAUAUAACCAAUUUUAAGAGAUUUGAGAUGUUUCAUCUCUAUUAGAGCAGCUCAUGACUAACAAGAGGCUUCCAUGGCUACGUAGAAGAUUCCAACAGCAUAUUUAAAGGGACUUGGGAAAUAAUACUGAUGGAGGUCUUUCCUUUGCCUGGUAUGUCUUUCUUAUGUUAUUUAAAAUCUUUAAAUUUUAAUAUAGCUGCAAUGAGUCAAUCAGUGGGAGGAAGGAAUACCCUGAAAGCUUUAUGUUUUAGCUGAAGAUUGCCUUACACUGUGGGAAACUUGCUCCCAAGUUUACAAUACCUCUAUUUCCUUAGAUAUAUAACAGUGACCACAUUCGAAUUUCUCCAUAUUCCCAGCUGCUAGCAAUGAUUCCACCCCCUAAAACUCUUACUUCCUGGAUUUACAUGCCAAGUUCCUAACAAUAUAAACUGAAAUGAAGAGCCUAUUAAGGACAAUAUCAAAUGAAUGGAUGUCUUUUAAAAAGCAGUGUGCCCAAAAUGUUGAAGGCCCCAUUAUGCUAAUAAUCUGGCUGUCAUCCCAAUAAAUUGCAGCAUGCUCUGCAACUCCAUCAGAUAGAAGCUAGGAGAAUUGCUUCCAAUAAUUUUAAUAACGUUCCCCUCAAGUUCAAGCAUGCUCCAAGGAUGAAUGGCAUUAGCAAAUGAUGACAAGGCACACCUCUCUUGCUGGUUUUGUUCCUCACAGGAAAGAUGAGUUGACAUUUUUCUUUUCUGUCAGUUUGAAACAAGAGUUUAUUGAAGUGCAUGCUUCUGCGGGUUAAAAGAUUACAACAGCAGACCAUGCUGGUGCCAGAGUAUGCCUCUUGAAGAGAAGGAGGCCCUUUUGUUGAAGAGAAAUUUAUUGAAGUGUUGUUAUUGCUGGAAUAUGUCUUGAGGCAAUUUAAGUUAUAAUCCAGAUUCCCCCCAAAACCCCCCAUGAAUAUUGGGAUGAUUAUGAGAAAUGCUCUCUACAUGAAAUAUUGCUCACUACUCAAGACACUCCCAAGAAGGCCAGAGAGUUGAUCAUAGCAGAGUUCAUUGAAGCUGAUGCCAUGGAUGGAUUUUUAAAUACUAUACAUUCAUUUCUAUUUUUCAUACAUAUAAAUAGGUUCCUCUCGUUUUGAGGAGCUACUUCAGCAGUUAUGCUAAAGGAGAUUUGAAAUCCUGAUAUUGUUAAUUGAUGAAGCACAAUAUUUUUCUUGGAAGAGGACAAAAUUUUAUUGGAUGACCUUGAAGAAGGUAAGCUUGUUACAUGAAGAAUUCAAUAAUGAUCAAUCUUGGAUCAAUUCUAAGGAUAAUGGGCAAAGUCCACAGGAGAAGCCUUUGAGAUUUACAUACUUUUGGGAACUGCUGUGCAUUUCAAGCCAAUUUUGUAGUUCAGAAUUAGUUGCUGAGAGUCAAUGAAGAAAUUGUAUUCUAUGAUGAGGAAUCGCCAAUCAUAAUUUUCUGGAAGUAUGACAGAGCUCUAGCUUUUAAUUUUCAAGCUUAAAAGCCUGCAUUAGAGAAAUUAGUAUUAAACAAUGAUGACAAGUGGAUAAAAAAUACACAACAAUUUUAUUUUAGAGAGCUGAGGAAGGCUAAGAAUUACAAAUUUUCGCUGUUAUAUUUCAUGUUUUGCAUCCAGCUUUUUGCUGGUAUGUUCGAAAUAGUGUUAUGGCACUGAAUAAGGAGGAUGGGCAGCUAUAUUCUGAUCUUUGUGGACUGAUUUGUUGUACUAGUUGGUUGCAAGAGCUUAUUUUAAAGAAUUGUAGGCUGCAGAUGCAAAAAUUGGGGGGCUCUGUCCUUUGUUUUUACUUAUCUUCAAUGAUGUUUCUUAGUGUCUGCUAUUCUUUGAUCUAAUAAGAUCCAACGGUGGGGAGUUUGUUGAAAAUAUAAUGGUGGAUCUUUAUUCUUUUUAAUGUUUUGGACCUUGGUUGGGUCGGUGCUAUAUAUUUUUACUUUAGCUGUGAGGAGGAUCUUAUUUCUUUUUUAAAAAGGCUUUGCCUUGUUGAAUUUUUGCUGUUAGAUUUUUUUCAUAGUGUUUUAAAGAGUGGAGGUGCUUGAGGAAAUGUGAAUCUCGUGCAUCUUUUGUUGGAGUUCUUAUUUGCCAUAGAUCACAAAAACUUGCUUUCUAGCAAAAAAUUGCAAGUUUUCUCCAUCACCAGCACUAGCAGCAUCAAUAGCAGAGGAAGCAGUUUCAUUUCCUCUACCAGCAGCAGGACCAGAAGUAGCUGGUUAAUAACCAGUUUCAGUAACAUCAGAGCAAGUAGCUUUGGUUGAUCUUGUAGGCCUUCUAGAAUGAUUCGAGAGAAUGUAGAUUAGAACAUUGCUUGUUGCAUUUAUGGCAAUAGGUUUCUUUUCGAUCUUGUUAGAUCAUAUUUGCAGGAAAUGGUGGUGGCAAUUGCUUAUGCACUUGUUGAUUACACUAGUCUUGGAUAUCAAAAGGUUCACACCACCUUAUUGGGUAGGAAAAAUCUUUCAUAGACAUCAUUAAGGGCAAUUGAGGAUAAAUGGUUUGAAAAAAAGAGUCCAUUUUUGAUAGGUGGAAGGAUUGUAAAAAUAGACCACUAUUAAUGUCAUUACGGUGUGCCCUAAAGGGAUGGUGUUUUUGAAGACAAUUGAUUGUGAAGGGCAAGUGAAGGAUGCAAAUUUUAUGGAAUUAUUUUCAUGGAAUUCACUGAGAUGGUGGGCCUUAAACCCUAAAAUGUUCAAGUCAAAAUGGACAAUACUAAAUUUUUUAGGGAAGUUGGUUUAAUGGUGGAGCGUAAAUAUGGACAUUUUUUCAACACUGUGUCAUCGACUUCCUCAACUUAGUGAUGUAAAUGAUUCCAAUGCUUGUCACUCUCUCGAGUCUCCAGUUGGUAUGGAUCCAUGGGCUCCAGUUAGAACCCUGGGCAAACCCAGUCCCUACCUGGACUGGUUACAGGCUGGUUCUGAGCGAACCUGGAGGCAUAGGCACCAACUCAAUCCCCAAAACUGUUAAAGUAUUCAGAAGUGCCCUGGGUGGAUCCACAGACCUACAGGUCUUGAAUGGAACCCUCAGGGAGUCCAGCUAGUAUCCUGUCUGAGUAUAAGCUGAAUUCUGAGCAAACCUUGUAGAAACAGGCACCAUCUCAACCCCAGAAUUUUUCAAGCACAACGUGGGUGCUGAAUUGGCCAAGACGCAGUCUCCAUAGACUUUUGCACAGAAUGCCAUCUCUCCAAAAAUACAUUAUACUAACACCUAAGAUCCCACUUAUAGUUGUUCCACUUUAACUUACGGAGGAUAAUUAGACUACAAAAAUAAUUUACUUACAGAAAAGUAUAACUGUCUGAGAAAACAUAAAAUAUGUCAACUAAUGAAAAUAAAAACGACUAUUUAUAUCUAAUGUUGAAUUGGCCAAGACAGCCUCCGUUGACUUUUUGCACCGAGUCCCUUUAUCCAGAAUUACAACACCAUACUAGCACCUUAGAUCCUUGUUAUAGUUAAUGUCCACCUGAAUUCCUUUAUAUUCUGCAUGUAGGAUAAUUAGAUUUACUAAAACUGUCAACCAAUAGAAGAGUACAACCGUCUUGAGAUAACACAACAUCUGUCAUCUGUUGAAAAUCAAAAUAUAAAAAAGUAUCAAUAUAUCUGGCGAUACAUGAAUGUAGCCAUAACUACUACUGAAGUGGAUUAUAAUUUAUCAUCAAGUAUUUGUGACAUUCUAUUUCCUCUAAUUUCUGUUCCAUUCCCUUUCUUAUGCUGUAUCCAUAAAUGACAAAUCCUACUGACAGUUUCCAAGUACUAGAUUUCUUCUCUGGGGCUGCCAAAAUUUCCUUCCAGACCAGGAACACGUUAACCAUCUAGUGUAGGUGAAGAAUCUUAAGUCUUAAACAUUUUCGCUUGUCAUUACCUAUGUGGCAUUUCAAGAGAGUAUGCAACCUGGACUCUGCUUGUAAGGUUAUAAUCGGAAUGAGAUCUGAUUUCCAAUUUUAAAUUUUUACUGUUUGUAGUUCUGAUUCUAUUUUGGGCCAAUUUCUGAUUCUCCCAAGCUGCUUCAUCAUCUGCUGGUAUUCUGAUAGGAAGUCUUUAACUGCUAAAACUUGAGUGUCUCCAAGAAUCAAAUUGACCUUAAAUGUCGACAUUUCUGUUGAUAUAUCAUAUUAAUUCUUUUCCAAAUGAGAACAAUAUGGCCAUGAAGCUUAUUGAUCUGCAUUAUAUUCCUUUAAAUUCUGCAUGAAACAUUUGUUUACUAUUCCAAUCUUCCCAGCUGUUUGAGAGUGGUAAUUUGUACUUGGGGUCAAGAAGGUACCAGCACAGUUCAAAUAGUUCAUUCUAGAAGCUGCAUUGGAUUUUCAUCAGUAGUAAUUUUGUUUGGAAGUCCAUUUAACCUGCAUGACUUGCGAAGUUACCUUGGUGAGCUCAUGCCUUAUCAGGAAAAUCCACGGCAAACUAGGUAUGCAAAGGAAUGUGGCCUCACCUCCUAGCUGCGCACUCCUGGCCCCACACCUAUCCCUAGGACACAGGGAUGGCAAGGGAAAUCUCUUGGCCAUCUUCUGUGACUAGGGUCGAUGAUUCUUAACUUGUUCUGUAGCAGACUGUUGUCGAAUGUUUUUUGGGACCAGUUUCCCUCAUUUUAUGGACUUAAUAUCACUUUCUGCAAAGCUUUAUCAUCAAAAGUUGUUUUGUGUGAAAUUCAAUGCCGAGUAAAGCAUUCUCACAGCGAAUGAGAUGGGGAAAGUUUUGGCUUAAAGAUAUAGUACUUGUCUAUAUAGCAUUGUAUUGUUGUUGUAUCUAUUUAUUUUUUGUGUUAUGACUCACAUUGUGUUUUGCGAAGGAGAAAAUAAUCUUCUAUUGUAUUCUUUAUAUAUUCAUUAAAUGAGAACUUACUCCAUGUAGGUUAAUAAUAUAACGGAAGCUAAAAGCAAUCGCUCUAUUUCUGAGUUUAAACGUUGCACUGAUUUCUUUUUAUAUGC